GAUGUCCAUGUCAUUUCAGCUUUCUGUCAUCGCUCAUUGAUUGAUGACAUUUUCGACUUCAAUCAAUCAAUUUCAUUCAAGUUCUUGGAAUUGGAAGAAAGUUCAGCAACUUGGUUUAUUUUAACCUUCUUUAUCAAAAAUAUUUCUUGAAAAUGAAAAUUGUGAUCUUUGGCUCCACUGGUAUGACUGGCCUUUGCGCCGUCGAGGCCGCCAUCAAAAAAGGCAUCUCAGUCCGUGCUUUCGUCCGCGAUGCGUCGAAGAUGCCCGAAGCCUUAAAGGACAAAGUGGAGCUGUUCCCCGGGAACGUUCUAGAACCCGACAGCGUGGCUGAUGCCGUCGAUGGCACAGACGGCGUGGUCAUCGCUUUAGGAACCCGCAACUGUCUUGAUGCCACCUCAGACAUGUCUGAAGGGACCAAGAACAUCAUUGAUGCGAUGCGAGCGAAGAAUGUGAAGCCGGUCUCUGCUUGUCUGUCUGCGUUCUUGUUCUAUGAGCCCGCGAAGGUCCCUCCGAGGUUUGUGGACCUCAAUGAGGACCACAAAAGGAUGUAUGAAGUGUUGAAGGACAGUCCUCUGAAUUGGAUCGCUGUGUUCCCCCCUCAUAUUUCUGACGAGCCCAGCCGCGAGGUGACAGUAUUACCAAACGCGACAAGUUCCCCUGGUCGUGCGAUCUCCAAGUGGGAUCUAGGCACCUUCCUGGUAGAGUCUCUAUCUGAGCCCAAAUACUACAAAUCCGUUAUCGGCAUCGCUAAUAAGUAGAAUCACAAUAAUUUACUAAUAGAUUUUUUAUCUCCCGAAAGCGAAACCAUACUUCGGAUUAUGAGAGUGAAGGAAUAGUGAGUACACCUGUGUCUGCGCAAAUGCUUGUGCACUAUAUAUGUAUGUCCUGCGCAGUUGGCUGAUCUCCUUAUAUGAGAACAGCCGCCGUAGUCGAUAAUCAGCUAGGCGGUGGACAUCAUCAUCAUCACGUCUCGGCGACUCGGUCAGUACUGAGUGCUCCCGAGCUUACAGAUACAAAGACGAUGUGCAUGUUAAUUUACACACACUAGUAUAUCGAAGGCGCUUUCGGGAAAUAAAAUAUCUAUACCGAAAACUAGGAAACAGUAAUUCUACAUUACGUCCGAUAUAUCUUUGCGAGUCUGAAGUUAGCCGUUUAACUGCGCAGUAAACAAUUUUGUUCGUAACCAUUCUACUGCGCAGAUCAUCAGCUAACUUCAGAUUGACUAAGUUACGUCGGACGUACUGUAAGUGCCAUUUACAAAGUGAAUAUAUGUUACAAAUUGUUACAGUUUUUAAAGCUAUUUUUUAGCAUUUUUUGUGAACAGUAGAAUAUUCCUAAUUAUUAUUAAAAUGGAUGGUCGACAAAUUCAUGUGAAGUCUUGCAAAAGUGGUUCACUCAUCGGUUUAUGUAUGAUGACUCCAUUAUAAGAUCUAUUUUUAUGUGGUUAUUCAUUUUUGGGAACAAUGAAUUUUUGUGCUGAAUUUAUAUAUAAAAAGACCCUAAAACAUGACUAUGAUCAUAACCCAUAACAGGCACGAAAUAGACAUCAGUGUUUUUAUUCGAACCUUCGAAUAAACUGAGAACUUCCCGUGGAUAUGUCUGCCGUUAAUCAGUUGCACAAAACUACAGUUUACUGGGCCCAAGGACGUUGAUAUCAAUUACGUAAAUGUAUGUUAAUAAGAACAGAUGAAACGCAUUUUUAUUAUGUAAGUUAUAAAUGAAGCUAUUUUAUGAAAUAAAUAUAAUUCCGUUACGUUAA
Messenger RNA from Helicoverpa zea (corn earworm), 1759 nucleotides. RefSeq names its product flavin reductase (NADPH). The transcript is spliced from 4 exons. Bases 153 to 758 code for a protein of 201 amino acids. The record is from RefSeq and is a predicted model, not a curated record. NCBI's taxonomy places the organism in Eukaryota, Metazoa, Arthropoda, Insecta, Lepidoptera, Noctuidae.